UUCUUCCUCAUCACUACCACUUUCCCACUUCCAUUUCUCUUCCCAAAAGCUCCAAAUCAAUCAAAAAUGGGGAAAGACGUUGAAGUUGCAGAGCAAGGCGAAUUCCAAAGCAAAGACUACCAAGACCCACCCCCCGCCCCUCUAAUCGACCCUGAAGAACUCACCAAAUGGUCCCUUUACAGAGCCGCCAUCGCUGAGUUCAUCGCCACUCUUCUCUUUCUCUACGUCACCGUUCUGACCGUCAUCGGUUACUCCCACCAGAGCGACCCUUCCGUUUCUUCCGACCCCUGUAACGGUGUCGGCAUCCUCGGCAUCGCCUGGGCUUUCGGUGGUAUGAUCUUCAUCCUCGUUUACUGCACUGCCGGUAUCUCCGGUGGCCACAUUAACCCCGCUGUCACUUUCGGUCUCUUCUUGGCUCGUAAGGUUUCUUUGGUUCGGGCUCUGUUAUACAUAAUUGCUCAGUGCGCCGGCGCUAUUUGCGGCUGUGGCUUGGUUAAAGCCUUCCAAUCUGCUUAUUAUGUUAGAUAUAACGGCGGUGCUAAUAUGCUUAAUGUUGGGUACAACAAAGGCACUGGAUUAGGCGCUGAAAUUAUUGGAACUUUUGUUCUUGUUUACACUGUUUUCUCUGCUACUGAUCCCAAGAGAAACGCCAGAGAUUCCCAUGUUCCCGUUUUGGCUCCACUCCCAAUUGGGUUUGCUGUGUUCAUGGUUCAUUUGGCUACAAUCCCCAUCACUGGAACUGGAAUUAACCCUGCAAGAAGCUUUGGAGCUGCUGUAAUAUUCAACAAAGAGAAAGCCUGGGAUGACCAAUGGAUUUUCUGGGUUGGGCCAUUUAUUGGAGCUGCAAUUGCUGCAAUUUACCAUCAGUAUGUGCUCAGAGCUGGAGCUAUUAAAGCUCUUGGAUCUUUCAGGAGCAACGCUUGAAAAAUCCUUAUGGAAAUAUAAUUUAAUUGGUUUCUCUCAGAAGACAAGAUUGUGUUUUGUUUUUUUUGUUUUGGGUUUUGUUCUUUUUCCUUCUCAAUAGACUUUUGAUGGUGGAAUUUGGAACUCAAUUGUUGCUGCUCUGUUCUCGUCCGCUUUCGUCCGUCAUCAAAAUUGAGUUCUACAAGAAGUUUAAUUAUUGGCCCUGGAAAUUGUACAUAUUUCCAUCUCUCCCCCCCUAUAAAAACGAAAAAAAAAAAAAAAAAUGGGGCGCAUUCUCAUCUUAUGUCUGUUGUUGAUGUAUUUUCUUUUGUGUUUCAUCCUUAUCCUUUGUUUUUCUUAAUAAAAGAAUCUCCUUUAUUAUGUUCA
Molecule: messenger RNA, 1290 nt
Organism: Benincasa hispida (wax gourd)
Lineage: Eukaryota; Viridiplantae; Streptophyta; Magnoliopsida; Cucurbitales; Cucurbitaceae
Product: aquaporin PIP2-7-like
Biological process (GO): transmembrane transport
Cellular component (GO): membrane
Molecular function (GO): channel activity
Source: RefSeq, a predicted model, not a curated record